Oryza brachyantha (malo sina) is the source of this 1157-nucleotide messenger RNA. RefSeq names its product bZIP transcription factor 50. The transcript has 3 exons. Lineage: Eukaryota; Viridiplantae; Streptophyta; Magnoliopsida; Poales; Poaceae. Gene Ontology annotation, biological process: regulation of DNA-templated transcription. Bases 90 to 1016 code for a protein of 308 amino acids. The record is from RefSeq and is a predicted model, not a curated record. Gene Ontology annotation, molecular function: DNA-binding transcription factor activity.
GCCCGCUAUAUAGUUUCCAUGAGCCGCCGCCCACCGCGACAAAAAGAUAAAUAUCUCGCUAUCCAUGACCCAUCGCGAUAUCCAUCUCCAUGGACGCCGUCGCCGAUGCCGCCGUAGUAGCUGGGGACGGUGAGUUCUUCCUCCCCGACCUCGACCUCGAUGCCCUGCUCGCCUCCUUCUCCGGCGCCGGCUCCGGCGUCUCGGGCCUCUUCGCCCCGUCCCCUCCGGCGGCGGACGCGGAGGCCGGGUCGCCGGAGUCGGUCAGCUCCAGGCUGAGCCCUACCCGGGGGGGGAAGCUGCUGGAGAUCGAGAGGUUCCUGAUGGAGGAGGAGGGGGUGGAGGCGGCGGCGGAGGGGGUCGGCGUGGAUGAUUUCUUCGACUCGCUGCUCGUCGACUGCGGGGAGGAGGAGGAGGAGGAGGGGAGUGAGGCGGGGGGAAGCACGGGUGGGGAAUCCGGGAAGGACAACGAGGUGGCUACCCCGGAGGCGGAAAAGGAAGAGGUGGAUGGCGAUGAUCCUAUCAGCAAGAAGAAGAGGAGGCAAAUGAGAAAUAGGGAUUCUGCCAUGAAAUCGAGGGAGAGGAAGAAGAUGUAUGUUAAGGACUUGGAGUCUAAGAGCAAGUAUCUGGAGGCCGAGUGUCGCCGCCUCAGCUACGCGCUUCAGUGCUGCGCAGCUGAGAACAUGGCACUGCGCCAGAGCUUGUUGAAGGAUAGGCCUGUCGGUGCUGCCGCAGCCAUGCAGGAGUCUGCCGUACUCACGGAAACCCUGCCGCUGGUUUCCCUGCUUUGGCUCGUGAGCAUCGUGUGCCUACUCCUGAUGCCCGGUCUACCCAACCGAAAUCCGGUGGCUCGAAGCAGCGCCGGAAGAGAUCUCGCGACGGUAACCGGAAAGAAGACAAGCAGUGAACAACAGCUUGAGACAUUGAAGCUAUUACUCCAUGGGAGGCGUUGCAAGGGCUCAAGGGCGAGGAUCAAGUUAGAUACCGGACCGUUCCAUGCAGCUGCUGCUGCUUGCUAGGCUGCCAUUUUCUUUUCUUGCAAAGUUUCCGGUCUGUAGUAGCAAAUCAAAUUGUGUCAUGUUUAUCGUCUGUUUGAUAUUACUAGUAAUCCUCUACCCGCUAUCCAGGUAGUUUUGGAAUCUGGUUGGAAUUUGGAAUUU